Molecule: messenger RNA, 3682 nt
Organism: Nerophis lumbriciformis (worm pipefish)
Lineage: Eukaryota; Metazoa; Chordata; Actinopteri; Syngnathiformes; Syngnathidae
Product: disintegrin and metalloproteinase domain-containing protein 17-like
Biological process (GO): membrane protein ectodomain proteolysis; Notch signaling pathway
Cellular component (GO): plasma membrane
Molecular function (GO): metalloendopeptidase activity
Source: RefSeq, a predicted model, not a curated record
AAAUAUUUCACAAAUUUGUAGACUUGCGCAGUAUAUGUUUGACGUCAUAUGUUACGUGACCGGAAGAAAUAUUUCACAAAUUUGUAGACUUGCGCAGUAUAUGUUUGACGUCAUAUGUUACGUGCACAUAAGAGCUAUUAUGUCUCUGUUUAUAUUGAUCUACUUCAACUAUAACAAACUUAUACAUGUUCUAAUUGUCCACCUCUGUCUUGCUAAACCACUUCUCAUGACAUAUAGGAAAAUAUUUUUUCGGAGUGACCUUUUUUUUAUUGUAAAAGCGGAAGUCGCCGCGUUGUCAAGUGUGAACUUCCGGGUUACGCGGCUAGCUCUAGCCUCCCCGACGAGCUGACAAAACUUAGUGACAAUGACGGCGUCGUUGUAAUUUUUUAUUGUUUUUUCCCACAAUGUUGAGCAUAUGGUUAUAUGUUUUUCUAGGUCAUUUUUGUGUUUUCGGAGCAGUUAAGGCAAUAAUUACCAGAGAAGAAAACAGCGAAGCACGCGCCGAGAUUGAUGCGCUUCAUUCCAUUCUGUCUGAUUUUGAGGUCCUUCCAGUGUCAGACCUCCAGCUACACUCUGUGAGAAAGAGGGACGUAAACACUCCGUCCCACCUAGAGCGUUUGGUCAUCUUCAGAGCCUUGCAAAGAUAUUUCAAGCUGUACUUAACCACCAACACAGACCUUUUCACAAAGAACUUUCAAGCCGUGUUUGUUGAUAAACUUGGAAGGGAGGAGAAUUACGAUGUUCAACGUCAGAACUAUUUCACAGGACACGUUGUCGGUGACGAGAACUCUCGUGUGCAGGCACACAUCGAUGGAGAGGAGUUUUCAGCUCACAUUUUAACUGAAGAAGCAGAGUACAAUGUAGAGCCCUUAUGGAGAUUUACAGACACCGUCGCCGAUGGCAGGCUGCUGGUGUAUCGCUCUGAAGACAUCAAGAAUCUAAGCCGCAUCGCCUCUCCUAAAGUGUGUGGUUACAUGCACGCAGACACCAACGACCUGCUGCCAGAGUUCACCAGAGCGGGUCGGGGCGAGCCUGAGGUGACAGACAAUACAAACGAUUUUCAUCCCCGAGAAAAGCGUCAGGUCCACGACCACAAGAAGAACACGUGCCCUCUUUUACUGGUUGCAGAUCACCGCUUCUUUAAACACAUGGGACGCGGACAAGAGAGCGUCACUCUCAACUAUCUGAUUGAGCUGAUUGAUCGAGUAGAUGACAUUUACCGAAACACAACCUGGGACGAUGAGUUUAUAGGCUAUGGUGUCCAAAUAAAUCAGAUGAUCAUUCACAAGGAGCCCACAAAACCCCCCCCGGGCCGCGCAGGUACUGGCUGGGUCCACUACAACAUGGAGAACAGUCCUGUGCGAGGAAAGGCGGUGUGGGAUGUAAAGAAGCUUCUGGAGCAAUUCAGCUCAGACAUUGCUGACAACGCCUCCACUGUGUGUCUGGCCCACCUCUUCACCUACCAGGAUUUUGACGAGGGCACCCUUGGUCUUGCAUACGUGGCUCCCUCCAAAGCUCAGGCCCUUGGCGGCCUCUGCCCAAAACCAUAUUAUCCAUCUUUGUCCGCUAAGAAGCCAACUUACCUCAACACCGGCUUGACCAGCACCAAGAAUUAUGGCAAAACCAUUUUAACAAAGGAGGCGGAUUUGGUCACCACUCAUGAGCUGGGUCAUAACUUUGGCGCAGAGCACGAUCCGGACAACAUUCCAUACUGUGCUCCCAGUGACGAUCAUGGGGGCAAGUUUGUCAUGUACCCAAUCGCUGUGAGCGGAGACCAUGUCAACAACAAGCGUUUCUCCAAAUGCAGCAAGAUCUCCAUCGGAAAGACGCUGCGCUUCAAGGCCCCUGUGUGCUUCAAGGAGAGGAACAGCAAGGUGUGCGGCAACUCCCGAGUGGAAGAAGGGGAGGAGUGCGACCCGGGCUUGCUCCACCUCAAUGACGACUCUUGCUGCUCGUCCAGCUGCAAUUUUAAGUUCGGUUCAGAGUGUAGUGACAGAAACAGCCCAUGCUGCAGGAACUGCAGGUUUGAGCAAGCUGGUACAAGAUGCCAAGAGCCCAUCAGUGCUACAUGUAAAGGCAUAUCCUCCUGCACCGGCAACAGCAGCCAGUGUCCACCCCCUGCAAAUGCCGCAGACAAUACGGUGUGCGUGGACAACGGCCGGUGCCUCAAUGGAGAGUGCAACCCGUUCUGUGAGGCAAUGCAGAACCUCCAAUCCUGUGCCUGCAAUGAAACCGAGGAUUCCUGUAAAGUCUGCUGCCGGGGAAAAGACGGCACCUGCUCGCCCUUCGUCUUGACGAAUGGCAGUUUCCUUUUCUUGCGCAAAGGAAAACCGUGCACUGUUGGCUUCUGUGUUGAGAACGGAAAAUGCAUGAAGCAGGUGCAGGAUGUGAUUGAGCGUCUCUGGGACUUUAUUGACAAACUGGACAUAAACACAUUUGGAAAGUUCCUGGCUGAUAACAUAGUGGGGUCGGUUGUCGUUUUCUCGCUCGUCUUCUGGAUUCCUCUGAGCAUUCUGGUUCACUGUGUGGACAAGAGACUUGACCAGCAGUAUGAAGAAAACACAAUGUCCCUCUACCGUCCUCUAAAUGUUCCAUUCAUGUUCAUCAAUCCCUCAAAACAAUCUACUGUAGCUCAAUUACACUCACCGGGCAUGAAUAGGGCUUGUAAAUAAAAACGUAAAUCUAGCUACACCUGAAAUUUUAUUGAAACCCAGUACAAGAGUUGUAUCUUUGGGUAAAGGUAAUCAAGUAUGUGCAAAUAAUAAAAAUAGUAAUAAUAGUAUUUAAAGGGGACCCAUAAUUAAUUUAGUCUUUCUGACUUAUGUUGUUAUAAUGUUGAAUACUUGCGUUAAAUAAUGCCAAAGCAUCACAUCAUGAAGUUCAUGCGUUUAGACGUGACUUUGGCGUAAAUGUAGAUUAAAAUAAUCAUAUGUCCACUUUGAUAUUGAGCAGGAGUAAAUUACGCCUUUUUAAUUGUGAAGGCAUACAAGGCAAGCAGUCUUGACCAAAUGAUUGUCACAAAAGCACUCCUCCACGUCAAAGUGGAUCUGGACAAUUCUCCAGCAGAUACUUUGCACAAUUUGAAGCAUAAUUAAUUCUGAUGUUGCCAACAAAGCAAAGGCAAAGCAAAGCAGAACACAUCACUUGAGCACAUUUUAAAGCCGGGAUGUGGCUAGCCAAUACUUUGCAUGAUAUGCUGCUUAUUAGUAUGCCUCCAAACUUUACUUAUUGUAUUUGUAAUUGUAUAGUAUGGAUGACUAGUUUGCAGUGGCCUCAAAUUCUACUUCAUACUUAGAGGCGUUUUAUAGAAGACAAAUGUAACAAACACCUAAAUACACCUCUUGUAUUGGGCUUUGCAGGUGUUCCUAAUGUUGCAGCUAGUUUGACACUGUAUUGUACCUAAGUUCCUGAAUAAACAUUUUUUAAUGAUUUAGCAUGAUUAAAUAUAAAAAUGUGGACAUGCCCUUGCUUAUUUUAACAUUGUCCUGAAGUGGGGACCUAGUCAGACAUGUUAAAGGGGAACUGCACUUUUUUUGGAAUUUUGCCUAUCAUUCACAAUCAUGAAAGACAUGACGACGGAUGGAUUUUUUUUAACGCAUUCUAAAUAUUAAAAGAACGUAAAUUAAAGUCUGCUUACAGCAGAGCCAAUGGGAGCUCCACUAUUUUGCCCAUAAAAUCCGAU